AGCGCUGGAGCAGAGAGGAGGAGCCUCGGGCACCGAGCGGGUGGAGUCGGAGGGCGGUGGAGGCGGAUUUCCUGGGAGGGUUCUCUUGGAGCUACCAUGGCGUUUGGGAAGAGUCACCGCGAUCCUUACGCUACCUCUGUGGGUCACCUCGUAGAAAAGGCUACCUUUGCUGGAGUUCAGACUGAAGACUGGGGCCAGUUUAUGCAUAUCUGUGACAUAAUUAACACCACACAGGAUGGGGCAAAAGAUGCCGUAAAGGCUUUGAAGAAAAGGAUCUCCAAAAACUACAACCACAAAGAAAUCCAACUUUCCUUAUCACUCGUUGACAUGUGCAUGCAGAACUGUGGUCCAACUUUCCAAUCUCUGAUUGUGAAGAAGGAGUUCACUAAAGAUAUUCUAGUUAAGCUGCUGAAUCCCAGAUACACCUUGCCACUGGAGACUCAGAACAGAAUCUUGAAUUUCAUUAAGACAUGGUCCCAGGGCUUCCCAGGAGGCGUAGAUGUAAGUGAAGUGAAGGAAGUAUACCUUGAGCUGCUGAAGAAAGGGGUUCAAUUCCCACCCUUGGAUGGAGAGCCUGAGACAAGGCAGGAGGCUGGUCAGAUCUCACCAACUCGACCGACAUCUGUCCCCACUGCUCCUGCUCUUUCUUCUAUAAUUCCUCCCAAGAACCCGACUAUUUCCUUAGUCCCAGAACAGAUCGGGAAACUGCAUAGUGAGCUGGAUAUGGUGAAAAUGAACGUGAAAGUGAUGACAGCCAUAUUGAUGGAGAACACUCCUGGCUCUGAAAACCGUGAAGACAUCGAGCUUCUGCAGAAACUUUACAAGACGGGUCGGGAGAUGCAGGAGAGGAUCAUGGACCUCCUGGUGGUGGUGGAAAAUGAAGACGUGACUGUGGAGCUAAUUCAGGUGAAUGAGGAUCUGAACAGUGCCAUCCUUGGCUGCGAGAGGUUUACUCGAAACCAACAAAGGCAUUUGGAACAGAAGAGGAACCAGAUGGAAGCCACCCAUACUUCCAACGAGCCCUCCGCUCCUUCCUGUGAUCUCCUCAACCUAAGUCCCAUCAUGCCAGUGCCUACAUCCAGUGAGGGAGCACUCAACUCCGUGAACACUCAGCUUUCAGGCCUAAGUGUCAGCUCUCCGAGUCCUGUUAUAACAAACAACUUGUAUCCCAGUCUUCAGCCACACAUGGAUUUGCUAGCAUCAGAAGAUACAGAAAUACCCACCUUGUUUCCCCAGAGGACCAGCCAAAACCUUGCCUCAAGUCACACAUACGAUAACUUUCUGGAACACUCCAAUUCAGUAUUACUACAGCCAGUCACCGUACACACUGCCACAGCAGCAGCAUCGGACCAGAGGCUGCCACCCUUGCCAAGUAAUCAUCCAGUGAUAAAAAACAGUCAUCUCCAGCCACCCAAUUACUACGAGGUAAUGGAGUUUGAUCCCUUAGCUCCCGCUACAGAAGCUGUUUAUGAAGAAAUUGAUGCUUACCACCAGAAAGGAACUCAAAGUCAUAGUGACUGCUGAGAUACAUGAACUGAGCAUCCCAAAGGGCCCGUUCUCUAACGUAGUCCCUGAUCAACUGAGGCCUGGAAGACAAGACUUGCCAACAGGGAAAACCUCAGUGGACCAUUUCUCUGCUGGAAGCUUCAAGAGAAGAGUUAACACUUCCUGGCCAACACUGCUGCUCCUGACAAUGGCUUGAGAUUUCAGGAAAAUCUGGUUGUGAGGAAAACUGCCUAGUACUAGGCCAACUGGUUAAACUAUGGACUCUUAUGUUGUGCAGGCAUUGCUACAGUACAAAUCAUGACACAUAUAUGAUAGGGGUACUUUACGAUUGAUCAUCCUACUAUAAAACAUUAUAAACAGAUGGGGAAAGGAAGAAAAUGAGUGCCUUUAUUUAACUGAAUCUGAAUGUAGAAUUCAGUUUGUACCUGUUUAUAAAUAACAUUUUGGUUUAGAAUUGCUUGAAAAACUUGAUGACUUGUUUAAUGAUAUUUCAAGUGCCUGAGCAGGUCACUCCAUCAGGUGGCCGUUAGUUGUAGUUAGUUCUUUAUAAUGUUAAACAUUCUUGCCUUUUAUUAUAAUUUACAUUCUGAUUUGAAACAAAUAUAACUGGAAAACAGGACAGUGCAUCAUUUAUAUAAAAUUAAAUUACUAUUAAUUUGUCA
Messenger RNA from Arvicanthis niloticus (Nile rat), 2168 nucleotides. It is a transcript of the gene Tom1l1, whose product is annotated as target of myb1 like 1 membrane trafficking protein. The record is from RefSeq and is a predicted model, not a curated record. Gene Ontology annotation, molecular function: clathrin binding; phosphatidylinositol binding; ubiquitin binding. NCBI's taxonomy places the organism in Eukaryota, Metazoa, Chordata, Mammalia, Rodentia, Muridae. Gene Ontology annotation, cellular component: endosome; membrane. Gene Ontology annotation, biological process: signal transduction.